AUGACAGUAACGGAGAUCAACAGUACUCUAAGUUUCUAUAAAUCCCAAUUUCAGAAAGGAAUAAUCACACGCAGAGUUUCAAGGAUCACUUCUUGGGCUUGCGGACUCCAUGGACACAUUGAAUUGGGAGAAGUGGUUGCAAAGAAGUCGCUUGAAAUGGAGAAAGUAAAUGUUGAUAAAGUAAGGAAAAAUAUGAGGGAAAAGGGUUUGAAAAAGGAAGUUGGCUCCAGUUGGAUUGAUAUCGGAGGUUCCGUGGCCCAAUUUGUGUCGAAAGAUGAAGACCACUCUAAGUUGGAUUGA
Dovyalis caffra is the source of this 300-nucleotide messenger RNA. The record is from the annotation of a GenBank genome assembly. NCBI's taxonomy places the organism in Eukaryota, Viridiplantae, Streptophyta, Magnoliopsida, Malpighiales, Salicaceae.